GAAAAACCAACUGCACAUAACCCUAAUUUUUCAAUUUUUCCCUUUUCCGUUAUUUCCCUCCUUCACUCCUUUCCCUUCUACUUCGAACCCUAAUUACACAUUCUCUCUCCUAGGAUUCCAUUUAUUUGUUUCCAUUUUCUUUUUCCUCGGACCUCGUUCUUGGUCCUAUGGAGUUUGGUGCCGGUGGACGCAAAAGAGGGAGACCAGAGAAUGGCAAUGGAGGCUUCAAGAAAUUCAGGCAAGAAAUGGAGUCCAUUCCAACUGGUAUAGGAAGCAAAUCGAAGCCAUGCACGAAGUUUUUCAGCACUUCUGGAUGCCCGUUUGGUGAGAGCUGUCAUUUCUUGCACUAUGUUCCUGGUGGCAUCAAAGUGGUGUCUCAGAUGCUUGGUAGCAACCCAGCUCUUCCUACCGCUUCCAGAAAUACAGCAGUCCCACCAUCCUUCCCCGAUGGCUCAUCUCCUCCAUCCGUGAAAACCCGUUUGUGCAACAAAUUCUGCAGCCCUGAAGGUUGCAAGUACGGUGACAAAUGCCAUUUUGCCCAUGGGGAGUGGGAGCUUGGCAAGCCAACUGGUCCUACUUAUGAAGAUCCUCGUACUAUGGGAUCUAUGCCAGGAAGGAUGGCUGGUAGGAUGGAGCCACCCUCACAGGGUCUUGGUGCUGCAGCCAGCUUUGGAGCAUCUGCCACUGCCAAGAUCAGCAUUGAUGCAUCCCUUGCUGGAGCUAUCAUUGGUAAAAAUGGUGUGAACUCAAAGCAUAUUUGUCGUGUUACAGGAGCUAAGUUUUCCAUAAGAGACGACGGGUCAGAUCCUAGUUCAAAGAACAUUGAGCUGGAGGGAACAUUUGAUCAGAUCAAUCAAGCUAGUGCAAUGGUUAGGGAACUCAUUCUAAAUGUUAGUUCAUCGUCUGGAAUUAGCAAGAAGAAUCCUACUAUGGGUGGCUCGGGUUCGGCGAACAACUUCAAGACUAAGCUUUGUGAGAACUUUUCCAAAGGAUCCUGCACUUUUGGUGAUAGGUGUCAUUUUGCACAUGGAGCAGAAGAACUACGCAAAUCUGGAAUAUGAUUUCCUCAUGCUUUAUGUUAGGUAAAAACCCUUUUCUGUUUAUUUUGCUGUACUAUGAGUUUUUGUUUUUGCCGAAUGCAAUGGUAGCUUGAAGUCUCAGUUUUCUAGUU
This is a messenger RNA of Hibiscus syriacus, 1171 nucleotides long. Its product is annotated as zinc finger CCCH domain-containing protein 14-like. The transcript is spliced from 3 exons. The record is from RefSeq and is a predicted model, not a curated record. Gene Ontology annotation, molecular function: metal ion binding; mRNA binding. The coding region runs from base 168 to 1061 and encodes 297 amino acids. NCBI's taxonomy places the organism in Eukaryota, Viridiplantae, Streptophyta, Magnoliopsida, Malvales, Malvaceae.